This is a messenger RNA of Fukomys damarensis (Damara mole-rat), 3378 nucleotides long. It is a transcript of the gene Tfcp2, whose product is annotated as transcription factor CP2. Gene Ontology annotation, cellular component: nucleus. The transcript is spliced from 15 exons. Gene Ontology annotation, biological process: positive regulation of transcription by RNA polymerase II. NCBI's taxonomy places the organism in Eukaryota, Metazoa, Chordata, Mammalia, Rodentia, Bathyergidae. The record is from RefSeq and is a predicted model, not a curated record. Gene Ontology annotation, molecular function: RNA polymerase II cis-regulatory region sequence-specific DNA binding; DNA-binding transcription activator activity, RNA polymerase II-specific. Bases 526 to 2043 code for a protein of 505 amino acids.
UCCUAAGAGCCGUGGGGUUUAAAAGGGGUGACCGGAAGUGAUCGUAGAACUGACCGGAAGCGGGGCCUGGAGGGACUAGAGCGGGUCCCCAGAGGGAGGGGGCUUCUCUCGGAAGGGGCGGGGGAAGGUGCGGGCUGGGCUGGGCGCGCGGGGCGGGUGCUUUCGCCCCCGUGGGUCGGUCUGGAGGCUGCGAUCUGCUGCCGGGAGCGACGGGGACGGAGCCCGAGGAGGGGGAGUGCGGGAGCCCAGCUGCCUCUGGGAAGUCUGGAAGAGUUGAGCUUAGGGGCCCUCACGCUCCAGAGGGCAGGGGAGCGGGGGCUUUGGAAGCCAUAGCAGCUACGAGAGGAGCCCGGGACACGGGCGAUUAUUCGUUGUGCGGCCAGUGCAGGUCGCGCUUGUGGGUGGCUGGUGGCGACUGUGUGGGCUUGGUUUGGAGUUUUGGACACUCUUACCCCUGUGGGAUAGAAUUACGCUCCGCGCCUUUGUACCUGGAACGGUGUCUCCUGGAGCAAGGAACGAGCCAGGAUGGCUUGGGCUCUGAAGCUGCCUCUGGCCGAUGAAGUGAUCGAAUCCGGGCUGGUUCAGGACUUUGAUGCCAGCCUGUCCGGGAUCGGCCAGGAGCUGGGUGCCGGUGCCUAUAGCAUGAGUGAUGUCCUUGCAUUGCCCAUUUUUAAACAAGAAGAGUCAAGUCUGCCUCCUGAGAAUGAGAAUGAAAUCCUCCCUUUCCAGUAUGUGCUUUGUGCUGCCACCUCUCCGGCAGUGAAGCUCCAUGAUGAAACCCUGACCUAUCUUAAUCAAGGACAGUCUUAUGAAAUCCGAAUGCUAGAUAACAGGAAACUUGGAGAACUUCCAGAGAUUAAUGGCAAAUUGGUGAAGAGUAUAUUCCGUGUAGUGUUCCAUGACAGAAGGCUGCAGUACACUGAACAUCAGCAGCUGGAGGGCUGGAGGUGGAACCGACCCGGAGAUAGGAUCCUUGACAUAGAUAUCCCAAUGUCUGUGGGUAUCAUCGAUCCUAGGGCUAAUCCAACCCAGCUAAACACAGUGGAGUUCCUGUGGGACCCUGCGAAGAGGACAUCUGUGUUUAUUCAGGUUCACUGUAUUAGCACAGAGUUUACUAUGAGGAAACAUGGUGGAGAAAAGGGUGUGCCAUUCCGAGUACAAAUAGAUACCUUCAAAGAGAACGAAAACGGGGAGUAUACUGAGCACUUACAUUCAGCCAGCUGCCAGAUCAAAGUCUUCAAGCCCAAAGGUGCAGACAGAAAGCAAAAAACAGAUAGAGAGAAAAUGGAGAAAAGAACGCCUCAUGAAAAGGAGAAAUAUCAACCUUCCUAUGAGACAACCAUACUCACAGAGUGUUCUCCAUGGCCCGAGAUCACAUAUGUCAAUUCCCCAUCACCUGGUUUCAACAGCUCCCAUAGCAGUUUUUCUCUUGGGGAAGGAAAUGGUUCACCUAACCACCAGCCAGAGCCGCCCCCUCCAGUCACAGAUAACCUCUUGCCAACAACUACACCUCAAGAAGCUCAGCAGUGGUUGCAUCGAAACCGUUUUUCUACAUUCACAAGGCUUUUCACCAACUUUUCAGGGGCAGAUUUAUUAAAACUAACUAGAGAUGAUGUGAUCCAAAUCUGUGGUCCUGCAGAUGGAAUCAGACUUUUUAAUGCUUUAAAAGGCCGGAUGGUGCGUCCAAGGUUAACCAUUUACGUCUGUCAGGAAUCAUUGCAUUUGAGGGAGCAGCAGCAGCAGCAGCAGCAGCAGCAACAGCAACCGCAACAGAAGCAUGAGGAGGGAGACUCAAAUGGUACUUUCUUCGUGUACCAUGCCAUCUACCUAGAAGAACUGACAGCUGUUGAGUUGACAGAAAAAAUAGCUCAGCUUUUCAGCAUUUCUCCCCGCCAGAUCAGCCAAAUUUACAAGCAGGGGCCAACAGGAAUCCAUGUGCUCAUCAGCGAUGAGAUGAUACAGAACUUUCAGGAAGAAGCCUGUUUUAUUCUGGACACAAUGAAAGCAGAAACCAAUGACAGCUAUCAUAUUAUACUGAAGUAGGAGUGGGGCAUUCCAUUGUCAGUGGCUGCUGCUUCCUUCACCUCUUGAAAACUGCCUUCUGCAAGGGGACGUGAAUGGAGAAUGGACUGAAGGAUCUGCAGGAACCUGGCUCGUCUGACUGUGUUGGGGAUUUAGCCCUGGAUGCAGAAUCUCAGCCUUAUAUGUUAUUGCCCCAAGUUUCUCAGCACACACAGAUUACUGCCCAAAGUGGAACUCUGCAGUUAUCUUGCAGUUGAAAUUCUGGACUUUGUUGUCAAAUAUCCAUAAGAAUGCCACAUCAUGUAGGGUUAUGUAGGGCAUAGUGAUGAUGGGAAUUGUGUGAUGUUUAAUAGAAAAAUGGUAAAUUUUGUGAUAUGGAGCCAUAUACUGUUUUUCUAAUAUGAAAAUGAACAUCUAUAUUCAUAAGACUGGGUCCUCAAUCUCUUUUACAUCAAACGCAUUGCCAUUUCUGCUUUUUAUGCCACAGUUGGCCCCUGAAAACUUCAUCAAUGAGGAGAGAUACAGACAGAAUUUUUCUUUUGGUUCACCUGGUAUACUACAACUAAUGGUUGUUUGGGCUAAUAUUUGAGCCAGGCUGUGUGGAUAAGUCUCUACAUGGAUCAUCUUUCUGCAGCACUGUAAUAACCCCGUAUGAAGUAGGCACUGCAGUGAUUACUAAGUGAAGACGAGGAAACAGAGACACACAGUGGCUAAAUAGCUUGCUAAAUACCCGGCAGCUAGCCAGUAGUGAUGUUGGAAUUCAAGCCCAGACUCCCUGGCUAUUAUUCACCAUCCAGUAUUGCCAGUGCCACCUUUCCUAUCCUAUGGUCACCAGUGUUUCUUACUGUGGCUUUUCUGGGGAACUGAGGAAUCAACCAUGGAAGGAGAUAAACUAAAUAACAAACAAAUCAAAUCAAAACCUACAGAAAAUUGAAAUGCUUUUUACGUGUCAUCAGUUGUCCAGAAUCACAGAAUGUGAGGUGAUGAAAACUCAGGGCGGUUUCCCCAAAGUUAUUGUUCUUGAAUGACAUGCUCAAACUAUUUAUUUAUAAAUGAGUUAAGCUAAUCCCUGCUUUUCCCCCUGUAUAUUCUUUCGGUAUAGGAAGUUCUUUUAUCCAGGUAGUAUUCUUUUAUAUAAGCUUUACAAGAAAUUUGUUCCUGUACCAUCCACAGUCUUACCACGUUUUUGUGUUCCGAGAAUGAUUAUGUGCGGAUGUCUGUGCACACAUGUGUAAGUGUGGCUGUUUUUCAUAUGUAAAGUUUUAUCCAGAAAUUUCUUUACAGAUUAUGUUGAGAUGAACAAAGAUAAUGUUAAAAGAUUCUGUAUUGAAUUUGAAUUGUGUGUGUGUUUAAAAG